CGCGGCUGUAGUAGUCACACUACAGCCGGACGCGGUCAAAAGGGGCGUGUCGUACCGCGACGUGCUCGCCCAAGCAAAGGAGGCGGUGAACCUGCAGGAGCUGGGUAUCGCCUCCGGCCUCCGGCUCAGGGUGACCGCAACGGGCGCCCGUAUGCUGGAGGUCCCAGGAGCGGCCAGUGGGCCCGCCGCAGACGCUCUAGCCGAGAGGCUUAGGGCGUCCAUAAGUGCGGACGAUGCCCGAGUCUCCAGGCCCCACAAGUGUGCGGAUCUGCGCAUCAUGGGCCUGGACGACUCAGUUACUGCGGAGGAGGUGGUGGCCGCCGUCGCUAGGACGGGUGGGUGCUCUGCCGACGAAGUGAAGGCGGGCACCAUACGUCCCGACUUCAGGGGCACGUGCACCAUCACGGUGAGCUGCCCCGUGACGGCGGCCAAGCGCAUCGUAGACGGCCGAAGAUUGCUGGUUGGCUGGGUGUCGGCGCAGGUCAAGCUGCUUGACCCCCGACCGCUGAGGUGCUUCCGAUGCCACGUCGGGCAUCAUGUGGGUGUUCGUUGCACCUCGGAGGUCGACCGCAGCGCCCUCUGCUUCCGCUGCGGUCAGCCCGGACACAAGGCCGUGGCUUGUAGCGCCGCGCCGCACUGCACUGCGUGCGCGGCGGCUGGCAAGCCGGCCGAACACCGGGCGGGGAGCAAGUCCUGUGCCCCACCCGCCAAGACCAAGAGUAAGGGCAAGGGCCGGCCGUCCGUCGCCGCCACCACCGCCACCUCCGCAGUGGCCACAACCGCAGCUCCUGCGGCCGCCGCCGCCUCCAACGCUGCCGCCGCUGUCAACGCCGUCGCCACUGCUGCUGUCGCGGCGCCCGUGUCUGCGUCUCAAGAGGAGGAAGACGUGAUGGAGUGCUAGUCUGGCU
Messenger RNA from Helicoverpa armigera (cotton bollworm), 908 nucleotides. RefSeq lists its product as uncharacterized. The record is from RefSeq and is a predicted model, not a curated record. NCBI's taxonomy places the organism in Eukaryota, Metazoa, Arthropoda, Insecta, Lepidoptera, Noctuidae. Bases 152 to 901 code for a protein of 249 amino acids. The transcript has a single exon. Gene Ontology annotation, molecular function: zinc ion binding; nucleic acid binding.